UCGAGUGAGUGUGCACGCCCUCUGUCUACACCGCGGUAGACGUUCCGGGACCGUCUUGUGUACGUUGCACGGGGGUUUCGUGAAUUCCGCCAGAUCUCGAUCGCCGGCUGGCCAACGACUGUCGCGAGUGUCGUCGCGAACGACGCGUUCAGUGAAAAAACGCCUUUCCGUGCGAAUCGUCUCGGUGAACAGUCUGCGUGAAGCGCGCAUCCUGUCCGUCGAUAACGAUAUAUGCGCGUUAUGGUCAACGGUUGUGUCCAGACGCUGUCUUCUCGCACGGCGGAAGCGAGCGAGGCGAAGUGACGGAUACGUGAUGCAGUUUGACGAUCGAGCGGCGACGGAUCGUGCGAUUUCGUGAGUUGCCCUGCGACUUACGCGGUGUGAACCGAACGGAAUCCGACGGCUUCGCGGAUCACUCCGAGGGUAUGGCGUGUCGUGACUCGAGCCGGUGCGAUCGAGCUUGAGCGCAACGGCCGGGAUGGUUGAUUUGAGUUCGAUGACUGACUCGCGAGUGACUCGUCGUUGAAUGGAAGUGUCUUGAUCGUGAGUCGAUGACCGAGUGCGUGUGGUGUGACGUAUCAGUGCGAGAUUCGUUAACGUACGACGGCGGUGUGGCGUUGUUCGGUGACAGGUUGACUGAUUAGUGCGACGAUGAUCUUACUUGGUGCUGUGAGCGGCGACAGGAUCGUCAUGAUCGCGUUGGCGGUGUCGUUGCUGCUUCUUCGCGCUCAUCGGGCGGCGGGCGACAAUUUGGCCCUGUUGUCAGGCACCCUGAAGACCUAUCAGCGCGCGGCCUGCGACGAGGAAACGAUGACAUUGAAAUGCCCACCCGGUACGACCAUCUCUGUGGAGCACGCUCAAUAUGGAAGAGCGGGAACGUACGGCAUCAGCAAAUGCAACUCGUCCGUACCUCCGAUGAUCACGGGGGACAUAUCGACGAAUCACACAUGCAUCUCGCCGCAAUCACUGCAGCACUCACUGUUGCAGACGGUGGUCGAGGUCUGUCAGAAGAAGCGGCAGUGCAAGUUCAACACCAGCCCGAAUACCUUCCAGGGCGACCCUUGCCCUGGGCUACGGAAAUACAUCGAGGUUGCCUACAAAUGCCGUCCCUAUGAGUUCAGGAGUAAGGUGGCCUGCGAGAAUGACGUUAUCAAUCUCGUUUGUCACCCCGGCCAGAGGGUGGCGAUUUUCAGCGCGUCCUUCGGCAGAACGGAGUACGAGUCCUUGCAGUGUCCGCAGCCGCGUGGCGUGAAGGAGGAGACUUGCAUGAUAAAUUUCGCAACGGAAACCGUAAUGCAUUUAUGCCACGGUAAACGACGGUGCUCGGUGGUGGCGAACAGUACAACGUUUGGCGAGCCCUGCAGACCGGACAGCAGGACCUAUCUCAAAGUCGUGUACACUUGCGUUCCGAGAUCGGUGUUGCGCGAGCAAUACGAGGGCGAGAUCGAGGCGGACGAGAUCGAGCAGAUGCACGAGUUCGAGGAAGGUUUCGACAGAACGGACUUCAGGGCGGAAUUCAGUCCAAGUCCAAACCUCGAAGGACCGCAGCCGCAGCCCCGAGAUAAUGUCUCCAGAAAUUUUCCGACUGUUAGCUCGUCCCCGCCUCGUGCGCGCACCAACAACGACGUGGACACGCGGUUGAACAUGUUAAAGUCGCUCGGUAUCGGAGCGAAAGAUUUACCCUUACCGCCUUUACCGCCCACGGUUAUCCAGGAGAUCACGAUGGCGAGCGACAACGGGGUUGGUAAUGCCACAUCGACGAGCCCCGUCGCAUCGGGAAAUUGCACCACCGUCGUCUAUGCGUUUCCCAAGGAGGAGGAGGAGGAUCGCUUAGUGGUGGGAUACCUGAAUGAGUGGAUCAAUGCCUAUUCCUUCAUAACGAAGAACCAGGAGAAAUUCUACCUCUACAUUAUUCUAUCGGUCACCGGCGGUAUCCUGGUCUUUCUGGCGUUAGUGAUCGGCCGCCUGUUAGUCAGCCGACGCCGCGCCAAGAGAGACGCAAAGUUCCACGCGAAUAAUGAGGCCCUACCGAACGGCUUCACCGACGAUAUUUCCGAGAUCGAUGCCGACAUCGAUCUUACGACAGCGGUACCGGUGCCAAUGCAGGACGCAAGGUUGCCUGAAACUCAGCUGGCCGAGAGGCUCCACGGCGAGCGUUAUUAUGUCGACACGAGGAUACCCCUGUCUCCGACCACGAUCCAUGCCACCCCAGUGCAUCACUCGACCAACGUGGGGGUGCGCGACCUCGGUAACCACAUGGUCGCCACGGACAAUCUUCACACGAUCCUCCGCACGGAGAACCCUCGAAGCCUGAACAACAAAAGCUACUACUACGGCUGACAGGAGGAAGGGGUUGUCCCGCGCGAGGGACGACCCCCGUCCUUGAGCCCGGUGCCAGAAGUGAGCACGCGGAAGUAUUGCUUCUAAUCGGCGAGAGAGGACGCGCGUACGUAGAAGGGGGACAUGGCAGACUGAGGCGCGUAUUCGUCGCACCAAGCCGCUGUAAAUUACGUUGAAUCACUCCAACGAGUUUGUCAUACGUUGCGCCGAAUUGUGUGUGUGUAUGUGUGUGUCGCACUGUUAACAACGCGACCCCACGGACUUGUCAGACUGAUCGCAGACCCAGCGAUGUGGUAUCUCACGUCUGCUGACGUCUGUUGAAAGAACAGACCGGACUCGUGAACUGAGCGUAUCUUCGGAAAUGUGUUGUCCAUUUCGCGAAGAUCCGCGGAAAUCCCCGAUCAGGAUUAUAGAAUUCUCCGUUGUCAGCAGGAACGACGAUAGAGGAAACGAAGAGGAGGGAAGUGGGCGACUUAUAUAGGAUCGUGACGGACGAUGGCAUCGCCUCGUUCGCGUGGUCGUCAUCGGAGACCACUACGACGAGAGUCAACAGAGAAUCGAGCUGUGAAUGUGUGUAACGAAGCUCAAGCGCCGAGUGCUUUGUUUGAAUAGGACUGGAAAUAGCUUUAGGGACAAGCGUUUACGUUAAACUAUGCGUUCAAGCGUCCAUAGCGAUUUGAUGGAAGGGACAAACCGUAUUACGCGAUCCGGCGCGCGACAGGAUCCUCUGGGUCGGAUAUUGACUGAGAAAUAUCUACCGGAUGAGAAUCGAUGACGGAGGAAUGCCGAGUAGGUGUAGCCGUGUAUUGCGUGUGACGUUCACUUUCUUGGGCAGUCGGCCGAGUAAAAUCGAAGGAUUAGGGGUUCUGUUGUCUCAUAGAUUAACCACAUAUCCCGAGGAAACUGCGUUAUCGACCACAUAACGCCUGUCGGCCGUGCUCACUCAUCGUGCAUGUACCUUGCACUCGCUGUACACUCGACUGUAUAUCCCCGGCGAAACCUCACCGAGCAAAGCGGGUUCCCUGGAGCGUAUCGAUCACGUUUCGCCGGUAACAUUUUUACCGACAGACCUGUGGGACGACGCUUUAACUUACGACAGAUCCCUGUCCGAACUGUACCAUCCGCCAGCCAUCGGGCGAGACCUCGGCAGGUGACGUCCCGAGAACGUCAGCGAUACGGGGGGAGCAGCUUGAGAAAAUCAUCGAUCCAUUCGCGAGAAAUAUUUCGCACGGGAUUUCCCUUUUCCGCCGAUACUGACCGCAACUCCAGCUGACCAAUCUUCUUCGAAGCUUGUCGCGUUACGUGACCGUGUUAGAAUCGUAUUAACCGACGUUCCUUCAGCAUUAAUCGUCGCUCGUGCGACUGACCGACCGCGAUCGUCAGUCGUCGAACAAGGAGCGGCCGAACGCCCGCGGGGCGUGAGGAAAAAAUCUCUCAACGAACUUACAGCGGUUUUGUAUAUCGAAGCUACGCUGCCACAGUCGCGAGACGAUUUUUAUAGAAAUUGACAUGUAUGUAUAUCACUGCUGUAAAUAGGAACGUGUAAUUUAAUAUACAGAUAAAUAAGUGAGAAAGAGGAAGAAAUGUGUAAGGGAGAGAGUGUAUGUGUGAGUGUGUGUGCGCUUAAGUUUGCGUGUAUGCGUGGUGAAAAUGUGCAUAAUAAAAAGACUCAAUCGAAACUGUGUCGAAAAUCGUAGAGCUGAGGGUCGCCCUUCGUGCCAUACAAUCGAUUUUGCAAAUGUGCGGGAAAGCGGGAGAGCGCGCGCCUGUCGGGCUAGCCGAGGCUCUCCCUCGUGAACGAUCGCAAGUGUUAGUACGUAAUAAUCAGAGCUCGGAUCCUCCUUCCAAGGCAUCAAACGAGUGCGGACCGCACCGGUGAUGCGCGAUCCUGCUCGUCGUGUGUUCUCCUUCCCAGUCAGUCAUUGAUCCGCGGAGCUUGUACAGGAUUGAGCGUAGUAAUGCUGGGACGACAACAAUGCCGCUCAGUGAGGUCAGAACGUCACGAAGUAGCCGAGCAAUACUGACGUCUUGACGCGGACUGAUGAUCUGAUGGCUGAUUUCGAUCGCAUUUCGGGGAUUUUAGGGGAAAACGUAGAUUUCCGAGUAGAGAAGCUCAACGUAUUUCUGUAUGAAAGUGGAACUUUCAUUUGUACUUACAUUACACGGGAUUCGCUUACGUCUUACGUCUUCGGGAUAUUCUGACUCUACUGACAAGCAUUCAAUACUCAGCUGGUUGACGACCGAGAACGAAUCAGGACCCACUCAACGCGAGAAGAGAGCGCGACAGAUUGCGCGUCACCACCGUUGGCUCUGCGCUCGUGGUGUAUCCUUUGUCUCUCGCGAGAGCCAUUGAUGUGUAAUUUCGCUCAACUGCCCGUAGUGUACAAGAAAUCCGAGCAUUAGCAAGCCCCGUUCUCGUUGUUUGUUUGUACGUCGUUCGACGAGUCGUAAUCUCCCCCGAACUCUCGCCGUGUCGUUAUGACGGAUCGAUCUCGCGCGGAGCACCCGGCGACGUGGAGUCGCAUUUUCGACACAUCAGCGUGGCCGUUAACGUAAUGACGUUCCCGCCGCGACCGUUAUCUUUAAGAGUUAAGUCAUCAGUUAGGUAAUGCCUCGAGGUCCUUCGUACGAACAUCGUCAAUGUCGUCAUGUCCUCGAUCUUACGUGAGGUCGCGAUCGUCAAGGAUACACGCGUCGUUCUUACGGAUUGAUCUCCCGUGACUGUUCGCCGACACAAAGGCCCUUAUUCUGAGCUCUCUUUUAUCGUUAAAAUUGGCUACAAAAGUGACCCACGUACCUUCUGGUCGGCUUCUAUAAGCACAUUUGGAAGCACUUUUAUCGAUAAGAGAGAAAGAGUUCACAAUAAGGGCCAUGGAAAACAGGAAGAAGAGGACUUACUGACGUAACACACACUUUUGUGAGAGAAUACAUACAUGUUAAGAAUAUUUUUUAUGAACAUUCCUUUUUUACACGCCAUACACACUUGUGUACAUUUUCGCGCGACAGCCACCGACAAUUUUGAUACAAUACCGUAUUUUAUCUUUGUCAUCUACGGAACGAAAAUUAGAACUUUUCACGAAGAGGACGAUCCGUCAGAUUAAUCGACGCACGUAUCCUUUCAUCCUUCGAUAUGGAUUUCUCGUUGAUAACUUCUCAUUCUUCUCAUAUGUCCUUUCCUAAAUCUCCUCGUGCGAAUGGAAACGACAAGCGGCUCGAUUACUUUGAAGAGCAACUUCCACUUUCAGACGAAUUAUUCUAUUUUAUAAAACAGAACUUUUACAACACUGGUAGAUAUUUAAUGCAGUUUUCGAACAGUUACUGGACAGUUACGUCAACUUUCAUCUAGCAACUGAAGAGUGAAACUACUUAGCAUCCCAAUGAAAAUGUAACGCUUUUCCUGCAUUGCAAAAAUGCACAAAAUAUAAGCUCAUUUACCGAACAAAAACAGGACAGUAAAUGGAUAAAAAACUAUUCAAUUGAUUAAUAGUCAAGUCUGCUGCUCAUAAAAUCCGCAGAUUUGCUUUUGUAUUUUAUUUUCUGUGCACGCUUUCUAAUUGAACAAUUUUAAUACUAAUGAGGACUGUAAUGCAGGAAAUCUUCGGGACGUAAUAUAUGUUUUCAUGUUUUUAACAAGCAUCAAAUGACAUUUGUCUUUUUAUCCAUUCUUAUAGUUGUACUAUUUUAUUAGAUUCUGAGUCUGAGUUAUCAUAACAAUUUUGAUUUAUAUCAUUACCAUCAAGAUAGUCUGACGUGUUCUCAUCAUGAUGAAAUCAUUAACAUAAGAUCUAUACCAUUAACAUAGGAAAUAAAUUUCCCAGUAAUUGAACAUGUCAAUCAAAAUAUUAGUAAUAUGAUAAUACUAGUGAUCGAAAUAUUAAUAAUAUAUUUACAUUGAAUCUUACUAAAAAAGCCUUUGAUAAUUUGUCAAGAGAUGUUUUUUAUGCUAAUUUGUAAUGUUAUUCAAUGAGCAUUCAAUCAGUGAGUCUGUUCAAUCAUUGAUUCGAUCAUUAAUUAGGACAUGAUUCGUUUUUCAGUUAAAUUAUCAGUAUAAACGACAUUAUCUAAUAUAUCUUAUUAAAAUUAUAAUUGAUAUAUCUUAAAUAUUGUAUUUCCUGUUAUUUCUCGAUCAUUGACCAGCCAAAGCUUUAUAUGAACACGCGCAUCAGUUUUUUGUUGGUAAUUCCAUCAAUUACCUAUUAAUAAAAAUGUAAAAAUAAUCGUGUUUUCUUAUUGGUUUCGCAAAUUUAUCUUACCCCAUUUAUUUUUUGCUCUCUUUUAUUUUUAACCUUAGUUAUUAUUUGUGUCACAUGGUUUAAUAUUGUCAAAUUAUUUCCUUCAAUUUUCUUUUUUCUUAUUCGACGCUGCUCUACACGUUCAUCAUUGUUCUCACAAUAUUUUAAGAUUUUUUUUAAUAAUAUAUAAUUUUACAUGACAUCUUUUGUAACCAUCAAAUGAAAUAUGUCCAUUCUUGCGGUUGUACUAUUUCUGAGUCUGAACUAUCAUGACAGUUUUCAUUUAUGUCAUUAUCAUCAGAAUAAUCUAAUGUUAUAAUCAUCGCAAUAAAAUUCUGUAUUAUAAACAUAUACUCUGUUUGUGUUUUGCUUGUUUUUAUAUCUCGCCUUGAUUGCCAUUUGUGUUACAGAGCUUAAUAUUGUCAAACAUCUUGUUUCCUGUUUCUUACUCUACACGUUUACUUCUCAUCGCUCGUACAAUAUUGAGUUUUUUUCUAACAAUAUAAAUAAAUAUGUCUUAAAUUUAUUCAGGACAGGCAUUAUAAUACGUACCGAUUGUAAAACUGAAUUAACAUUAUUACGUCUUAUAAAGACUGCAUAUAUUGCACAGUAAGCUGCUUCAGUCGCUGAACAAAACUCUGUCAAGUUCUUGUCGCAGUAUUUUCACGAGAGAUAAUGAGAAUACAUUAAUAUCAAACAACUGGGCGGAUAUCUACGCGAUACAAACUGCAUACAUUUCUACCAGGAAAUCGAUAUUAUCUUUUCGAUCUCUACGUCCGGAUUGUCACGAUCACCUUUGCUCGAAGUGGAGAGGGAAGACUCGCCGUAAUUCCGAGGAAAUUUAUCUAUUAGUCUCAAUAAUACACAUUAAGACGUUUCAUUUCCUUCAGUCAGCGCACAUCGUGGAGAAACAACGUUGAAAUAAAGACCGUUAUCGAAAUCAGCGAUAUCGCGGGGAACGAUCGAUCGAAGGGUAACUCAAUUUCCGCAAUUCCGCGACUCGAACCGCCACGGCGUAACCGGACGUGUAAUCGACUGCCGACAGAAAAUAUAAUUCCCGCGGGCUAUCGUGUCUCCACCGCUUCUCCCGUACGGCGGGAUCCAAAAACUUCGAAACGAGCUCUCUUUCUCUCUUUCUCUCUCUCUCUCCCUCUCCCUCUCCCUCUCUCUCUCCUUCUCGCGCUCAAGACACUGUUAUGCAAUCCUCACGGACGCGCGUGCUUUUUUUAAUUAGUCUGCAUUAAUUAACGCGCGCUUACGUGUCGCAAGCUGUAGAGACGCCGCCGCUCGGAAGGAAAUCCCCUCGUCAGGGAGGGCGGUUCUUCUUCGUUAUUAUUCUUCCACUUUUCACAAUGGUCGCCUCGCAAAUCUCCCAGUUCCCUUUGUGGGAAAAAGCCUCGCGGAAUUUCAGCGACCAGCGCCGACGUGUUUGUGCAGAUCGCCCCGUGUAGCAUUUAUGUAUCUCGAGUCCGGACAAACUCGGCGCGCAUUCACCACUUUCGCUUUUGUCUAACGUAACCGUUAUUACUGCACCGCUCUUGCUAUCGCCUUUAUUUCCGUCGCCCUCUUAUUUUUAUCCUUUUCCGAGAUGCGCCAAUAAUAUCCACGCCUCGUACGAAAUUCCACGGCGCUCCCUAAUAAUGAAUAUCGUCUCCCGAAAUACACACACACGUCGCGUCAAUAAAACAUCGCGCGUAUCUCAUGGGCAAUCGCCGAUAAACGUUGUUUCAAGCGGCGCGCAGUGUGAAAAAAAUAUGUCGAUCUGGAGGGAGAUAAUUCAAUUUUACUAUAUUCUACUAUAUAGAUCGUUGAUUGCCUCUUAAUAUUUAUUCUGUGCAAUUGGCGCCUCUAUCGAUACGAUCUUUUUUUUUAUCUCAGGCAAAUGGUUAUCUCAAAAUUAAAGAAUAUUUUACAUUGCAGAGAGAAAGUACCAAGAUAUUUAAUUGGUGUAAUUAAUUCAUACAUGUCACUAAUCGGUAUCAAAAUAUUUGUUUGUCCCCAUUAGUGACAACCUCGAUAAAUAUGGUGAAAUGAUAUAAAUGUUCUCAUUUUUAAAAAGAACACAUGUGUGAUUUGUAAAUCUUAUUUUCUAUGGAGUCAAAAAACAGCAUUGAUUUUAUAACUUAUCUGUCCAGAAUUUAUUAAAUAAAAUAAAUAUGAGUCAUUAGUCUAUAAAUUGCUAUGUUUAAUCAAUAAUAGAUUAAGUCAGUAAUAUACUCAUAAUUUUAUCGAUUUGUGAUAAUCAUAUAACGCUUAUACUUAUUAUUUUGUAUUAAACAAUGUAUAUAUUUUUUAUUUUCACUGAGACUAUUUGUUGAGAUUCAUAUUACGUCAUUAACAACGUCAUAUUACGUUGAAGCAAAACUAAACUGUUGUAUCAUUAAAUGGCACAUCAAUUACUCUUGAGAAAACAUAUAAAUUUAUAAAUUAUAAAUAAAUAUUAUAAAUAAAGUAGAAUCUUUCCAUAAGUUAGAAAAAUAUAACGCUCUUGAUGCCCCAAAUAUUCAAGCUUUCAAACAAAAUCGAUUUUACGUAUGACACAAAAUGUAUACAAAACAAUAUAUACAAAAAAUUAAAUUUGCUUUCCGGAUUUGAGCCGAGUAGAUUCUUCUUUAUCUGAUUCCGACGUUUCGCGAACAUUUCAGUCUGUUUCAUCAGGGAGGAAUGACUCGAUGCGAAACGUCGGAAUCAGACAAAGAAGAAUCCACGCGGCUCAAAUCCGGAAACCAAAUCUAAUAUUUAUGGACAUCGCGAGAGCCUCAAAUAUCAUAUACAGAAAAUGUUUAUAUUUUGCAUAAAGACUCAGUCUAGAUGCUAUGUUGUCGUAGAGUCAAGGGUAGCCCUUCGUGUCAUACAAUCGAUUUUGCCAAUGUGCAAAAUAUAUACAAAGAAAUGUAUUUCUCUAUUGUCACGAUAAGACUAUUUGCUGGGAUUCACCUUACGUCACAAAUUAAAACAGAACUAAAUCUCAUUAAAUGAUACGUUACCGAUAUUUUGAAGAGGAAGUAUUGUAAAAAAGGAAGAUGUUCCCAUAAAUUAGAAAAAUAUAACACUAUUGAAAUUCCAAGUGUUCAAGCUUUCAAACAAAAUCGAUUUUGCGUUUUACUCUGCUUAACACGCACAUUAUUAAGUCACGCUGGACAACAAUAAAAAUGCUUAUGAGGUAAAAAUGUUCAAUCCUGAAUGACUUUAACGUGCUGAACACGAUUACCAUCAUAAAAAGUUUUAAUUGGCUCUCAUUUAGAAAGUAAGUUCAUGCGGUCCGUAAUAAAGGUAGUAUUACAUAAUACAUCUAUACUGUAUUAUAAUAUUAUAUUUCGAAAAUGCUUAUUUGCACUCAUUGCAUGAAAAUCAUGCCGUACAUAAUAUUGAUACCGUACGAUGUUUUGCAUAUUUUAGACAUAUUUCGAAAACGAAAAAUCAUAUCGAUACGAAAUCAAGUGCAUUCUAAAGAUAAAUGAUACUUUUGCGUAGCAUUAAUGAAAUUUAGGGAAAAAAUUUGCUGUCAGUCUUAUAACCAGGAAGACCCUCAAAAUGACCGUUUUUAACAUUUCUAUUGCCAUUUUUCUCAAAAUUGUGAUCCAAUACCCAAAUUUGUAGAACGGAUUCGUGUUCAGUAGGCAAAAAUACAUCGGGAACGAUUAUUCUCAUUAGUGAGGCAAAGAAAAUAUCAAAUUUUGUUGACCAGUGUCAUUAAUUUAUUUUCGCAAUGAGGUCACUUGGUCACUAAUUGGGACGCACAUUCGCCACAAAUAUUAAAUUAAGAGUUCGCGCAUCAGACUAAGAAUGAUGUCCCGUCAGUUUGUUCGUCACAUGUCACACUGUGCGACGUCGAGCGAUCGAUGUUGACCUUCCGAGUUCGCCGAAACGCGCCCGGUGCGUUAAUUGUAACACCCGCCGUGCGUUCGAUAUUGCCGCGUAAUCGCGAUUUCGUCGCGUGCUGUUAAAAUCGCGGAGAGAAAGAAAUCGCACGACGGCGAUGACGGGACGCCUUUGAUAACGGUUCUCGCUUAUCCGUCGGUAUUCGCACGACAAGAUGCAAAUCGCACGCGCCGCAAGCUUCGCCGUCUAAAAUGCAAAUUAGCCCUAUGUAAAUACGUUGUAAGAAGGGUCGCUUAUACGGCCUUUAACGCCCGCGACUCUCGCCCUUCCGGGCUGCCGUCGCGCUGCUGGUGCUGUUUCAGCAACCCCCUUCUCGUCCGCUGGAUUCCUCGUCGUUGAUGCAUCUUUUCAUGCGCCCGCGGAACGCCGCGUAUAGUCCCGGGAACAGCCUCAUUAUCAUAACGCAACCUUAACGAGCUCGCGCCUUAUUUAUUCUCGCGCCUCGUCGCCGAGCAGCGAGCGGGACGAUUCCACCGUCGUGUCGAAUCUUUCCUUUUCCACUUCGCGAUUGAUCGGCGCUCGCGGCUAGCAAACGCCGCGCGCGCGUGUGUACUCCACGCGAAAUAUGCGUAGCAUUGUAAUGGCUCAUUAAUGACAAAAUAUUAAUAGAGAGCGGCGGUACUGCGUGGAGGGCAAAUAUUUACCGUAAAUGCCUACAAUUAACGUUCAUUCCGCACUGCCGCUCUCCAUUAUUGUCUCGCACAUUACGUCCAUUAUCAGUAAUGUGCGCGUUUGCGAAUUGUCAUUUGUGAAUGUCGCGUUGUUGGUCGCGUUCGCGGGCUGACUGAAGGAAACGGACGUGUUACAAUUCUUUGGAUCCGUGUCAACUGUCGUUGUCUUGAAACUUUUCCCGCGUGAGAUGCUCGAAUUUGUCACGGAGGAAACACUUCGGGGCUAUCGCUUGGCUAAACAGCACGGUUGCUGCAACCAAAUAUUGAUGUUAUUUUCGCCGAUGCACAUACAAAAAGGUCGUAGAAACCAUAGUGUUCUGGCAUAUUGGCCUUUUUGUUGUCUGUUCGUUUGAGCGGAACUCUCAGUGUGCGCAAAUAAACCCUACGGAUCCCUCAACCAACUCGUGUUCAUUCUGCACUCCGUAACAGAGCGACAGUAAUAUUUUUUCGGUUGAAGACAUUAUAUACGAUGUCCUAUUUUGUCAUGAAAAGUUUAAAUAUUUCCACUGCUAUUAAUUGAACAACGAUGACCAUACUGCAGGUCUAAGUGUUUUUAAACACACGUAAGAAGCGUGUAAUUUAGCUAAGGCUCUUUUCGCACAUUUCUCGCUGUUUUCAGUCGCGUCAUUUAACACAUUUACGACGUGUAAUUUAUAAUUUAAUACGUUUUAACGUGUUAAAUGGCUUAAAACGGUAAAAAACGUGUAAAAAGAGACUCAACCAAAAUAAUGCACUUGGAUCUGCAGUGUAUUUGGCCCAUUAUAGCUCAAAAUGAUGUAUAUUAUGAUAGCAAAAUAAUGUUUUAGUCAAAGUCAUAUUAAAAUUGAUACUAGUUGAACAUUAUAUAACAGGAGUGAUUUUUAAUGCAAUAUCUAUUUAUCUAUUUAUCUUGAUUUAUCUUGAAUUUACGCAUAAAAUUCUUUAUUAAUUAUACAAAAUGUGGUUGUAGUAACCAUAGCAGUUUUCCCCGUGGAAAGUUAGAUUUGAGUUUUCCAGUUGUAUCGAAUAAUAUAUGUAAGAUUAUGUUUGUAAUCGCAAUUUUCAAGUGGGAAGAAUUCAAGAGAUAAAUUUACAUCUAACUUAUAUUCAAUUCUGAAAUUGUCUUAGUAGUUGUCACUUAUCUUAUGUGAGAUACUCAGAUUUUUCUUCAGAAUUAGAUCCAACUUUCUCAGUUGAAUUAUGUGAUAUAUAUUGUAUAAUCGCAAUUGAAAAACUGUCAUCUAAUUCUGAACUAAAAUCUAAGCAUCUCAUUUGAGAAAUUGACGAAUUUAAUUUCUCAAUUAAGGAAUUCCAAGUAACUAUUAACACGGUCCUAUCUCACUUGUGACAAGUUUCAAGUAACGACUGUUGUUACCUUAACUGUGUUAACUCUUAAUUGGUUUCCUGAAAACUCGAAUCUCUCGAGCCGCUUAAGCCCGAUCUAGAAUGUGCUCUCUUGUUCUUUGUCUUUUUCUGUCUUAAAGCUUAAUAUGUGAAUCGGAAAGAAACAAGAAGAGGAAGAAAGAGGAAGCAAGGGACGCAUUGUAGAUUGAGAUUGACAGCGGGCAGCGGUUGUGACGGACGAGAUCGUGGAAGCGUCGAGGAACUCGCGAACUUUCGCUUGCAAUCUCGCAAGAUUUCGUCGCACGUUUCACAUUGCGCUCCUCUUUGCACCUCGGCAUUAAUUAGUCUAUUCUCGUUGAAGCAAACUUGUUCGGAGUGCCUGAUAUCAUGUGACGGGAAACGCCCGCACGUAUGUACGCGCAACUUCACGUCGUCACAAAUUUACAUAUUGCACGUAUCCUCCGCGAUACGCGCUGCCGAGAAAGCGACGCGUAAUGUUGCAACGCGAGUUUGCGUGUACGUAGAAUUAUGUCUUGCCAGGAAAGUGAGAACAGAGUCGCGACGCUGCGAAACGAACUGUUCGCGAUUCCUCUUCGCGAGAUAUCGCAAAUCUGCGAGUAUAUUAUUUGCAAAAGUUCUUGAUCCGUUCGGCGUUUCGUACUUUGAGGAACCGCUCUGUCGGUGUGACUCAUACGUUCUUUUAUAGUUUGCAUUUACAUAAAAAUAUCCACACCGCGAUUUUACUUCGAACGACCAAGUGGCGCGUUUACACGUACUGUGCCGUUGCUUUGCGUUAAACAAUGUAAUUUUUUGUAUGUAAGACGAGAUGGGAGUGAUGUGUGUACGAGAUGGUACUUGUAUCUAUGAGAGAGAGAGAGAGAGAGAGAGAGCGUGAGAAUGCGUAUUGUACUGAGACGUUUUUAUUGUAAGUACAAUCCAUAAGCACCUGUAAAUAUCGCUGUACUAUAAAUAAUCCGUGUAUAUCCGUCGAUUCGAAUUCUUUUCUGACUGCGAAUCGCACGUUUUUACAUUAAGAUAAAAGUACCAAUUCCCGGGCACAUACCUAAUCCUAAAUAUUUUCAUUAUUUUGAUUUUGAAAUACGAAUGUUUAAACUUUCAACGAAGAAUGAAUCUUGAGAUAUAACAUUAUAUAGGAUAUUCUAUUUUGUGACGCUACAGAUUGCUUACUUGUGUUUUGCUGAGACUCGAAGAAAGACUUAUCUAAAAAUGUUCUAAUACACAUUACAUCUCAUUUCAAUAACUUACAUUAACAUUAAAGCUUAAAAAACGACUUAAGAAUUGUUUAUUAAUUUUUAAGAAUAAUUAAAAGAAUAAUUAUUUGAAUAAUUUACUAUUUUUAACAUCUAAAGAUUUUAUUUCGGAAUGUCUCAAUACUCAGUACUUGUAUAUAUAUUUUAUACUAUAAAAGUUUACAUACAUAUAUCUUAUAAAUCCAGUUAAAAACAAUAAGAAUGUCCAGGAUUGGAUACAUGUCCGGGCAUUGGUACUUUUAUCUUGCAUCUCGUGGCAUCACGCGUUGAUUUGGAACGGCGAUUUCGUGGUAUUGUUACCACGCGACAACAAGUGUGCGAGACGACAGUAUGUGAAAUGCACUCACGUGUGAGUUCACAGCGUGACUUCAUAUUUUUGUUACGAACCGCAGGCGAUUUCGCACGCGCCGCCGCGCGGCCCAAUCGCCGUCACGGUGAAUGACACGGAGGUCCGGGACACGCCGUCGUCCGUUGGUAUUCGGAGCGACUCCGGUUUCUCGAAACGUAAGAGAUGAAUGUUUUCAAUUUGUGUAACUCUAUCCCUCGAAUGAUUUACAAUUAUAAUAAAUAACUUACGAAAAACGCAA
This is a messenger RNA of Odontomachus brunneus, 14306 nucleotides long. RefSeq names its product protein eva-1. The record is from RefSeq and is a predicted model, not a curated record. Gene Ontology annotation, molecular function: carbohydrate binding. Lineage: Eukaryota; Metazoa; Arthropoda; Insecta; Hymenoptera; Formicidae. The transcript has 9 exons. Bases 652 to 2340 code for a protein of 562 amino acids.